Fusarium sp. VM40 is the source of this 858-nucleotide messenger RNA. The record is from the annotation of a GenBank genome assembly. NCBI's taxonomy places the organism in Eukaryota, Fungi, Ascomycota, Sordariomycetes, Hypocreales, Nectriaceae.
AUGGCGCCAAUGAAUAAUCAGAAUUUGAAUUACAGUAGUAAUUACGGCGAGGCCGCUGCCCAGAAGGUCAAUGUCCUUGCCUCUUGCUACCUCGUCGACUCUUCCGCCAGCCUCAAGGGCCUCCACUACUGCACUACCGGGGUUGCAGAUCCUAACUCUGCCCAGGGGCCGAGUGGUAUUCCUGAGGUCCCUUCCUCAGGACUACCCUCCCCUCCAACAAGCCCCCCCCUCGCCGCACUAACCUCGUCUAACGAGCUCGCCCUCUUGCCCAAGAGCAAGAAGCGAGAAAUCCCAGGCCGGCGCCUGGGACGACGAGGGGGGGCAGCACUUUCGAUCAGGGAAGAAUGUGAGAGAUUCUUUUGCGAGUCCAUGAAGGCGACUUUCCGCGGUGAGAGGAAUUCGUCGAUGCAUGGCUCCGGCCUGUCUGGUGCUUUUUUACCAACGCCGCCGUCCGAUGACCGGCUUCCCGAACACUUCAAGCCUGUCGCCGAUGACAAGCUAUCUGCCUACGAAAUUACCGCUUGGCUGGAGAUGUGGGACUAUGCCGGCGGUGCGAGCUUCCGCGCCUUUGCUGCUGAUGACGGAGAGGAGAAAUCUCUCUUCGUCUUCUUCGAUAUUGAGGGCGUCCUUGGCCGAGACCUGAAAAAGGCUCUUAUGGCCCUCAUUGAAUUGGCCGACGGUCCUCUGGACUGUGCCCACAUUGUUACUUGUAUAGACAGGCGCAUCCCCGCGGAUGACGCUCUCUCUCUGAGCAAGAGCCUUCAGUGGGUUGGCUUCGACAUGGUUACUCUUGACCACUGGGCUCAUGAUCUUGAUGUUACGAGCAAGAAGUGGAUGUUGAUGGCCAUGGAACUAUAG